Messenger RNA from Trifolium pratense (red clover), 3889 nucleotides. RefSeq names its product calmodulin-binding transcription activator 2-like. Gene Ontology annotation, molecular function: transcription coregulator activity; protein binding; double-stranded DNA binding. The record is from RefSeq and is a predicted model, not a curated record. Bases 345 to 3587 code for a protein of 1080 amino acids. The transcript is spliced from 13 exons. NCBI's taxonomy places the organism in Eukaryota, Viridiplantae, Streptophyta, Magnoliopsida, Fabales, Fabaceae. Gene Ontology annotation, biological process: regulation of transcription by RNA polymerase II. Gene Ontology annotation, cellular component: nucleus.
AUAUUUCUAUUUUUAGAUGCCCUUAGUGCACAAGUUAACAUACCUUUUAUGAAAUUGGCAGUCAAAGUGAUAGAUAUAAUUGUGGAGUCAAUAUCAUAUCAUCAUACAAUAAUGAAUUGAAUUUAAUUAGGCAUGUGAACUCAUAGAAAAAAGUUAUGAACAAUCCAUAACGUCUUUUACGUCACUGUGUCAGAGAACAAAGAAGCUGACUGGAAAGAGCGAAAGAAAAAGCCCGAAACCAAAAGGAAGUCGGUGGUGUAUUCUUCAGAUUCAGUCUUCACAAUUUAUACAUCCCUUUCCGCGUUCACCUUUCUCUUUCUCUUUCUCGUAAUUCACUAUUCGCCAUGGCGGACCCUCCUUCUCGCGCACUACCUCCUCGACCAGAUUUUCAGCAGUUACAAUUCGAAGCCCAGCAUCGGUGGUUACGCCCUGCGGAAAUAUUGGAAAUUCUUCGUAAUUAUCAGAUGUUUCAAAUCACACCUGAACCACCUAGCAGGCCACCAAGUGGAUCACUUUUUCUUUUUGAUCGGAAGGUUUUGAGAUACUUCAGAAAGGAUGGACACAACUGGAGAAAGAAGAAAGACGGAAAAACUGUGAGGGAAGCUCAUGAAAAGUUGAAGGUGGGAAGUAUUGAUGUGUUACACUGCUACUAUGCCCAUGGAGAAGAGAAUGAAAAUUUUCAGAGGCGGAGCUAUUGGAUGCUUGAACCGGAUAUGAUGCAUAUAGUAUUUGUCCACUACUUGGAUGUUAAGGUUAACAAGACCAAUAUUGGUGCAAGCACAGAUACUAAAGGGGUUACAUCAGAUUCUCAAAACGGCAGUUCUGUGUCAUCUGGCUUUCCUGCAAAUUAUGGUAACAUGCCUUCGGGAAGUGCGGAUGCCAUGAGCCCAACAAGCACUUUAACUUCUUUAUGUGAAGAUGCAGAUUCAGAGGAUAUUCAUCAAGCAAGCUCGGGAUUUCACACUUUUCGUGAGUCACAAAAUCUGGGGAAUGGUCCACUGAUGGAUAAGGUUGAUGCUCGUUCAAAUAGUUCAUAUCUUACACAUCCCUUUUCAGGUGAUCAUGGUCAGUUAUCGUUUUCAGGACCAAAUUACCUCCCACUUGUUCAGGGGGGUAAAUCCAAUCAAAGUGGUGCUACAUAUGCCGAGGGUCAGAGAGCACUCAACAUAGCAUCCUGGGACAAUGUCAUGGAGAAAUCUGCAGGAUUGCAUACUGAUCCCUCCCUUGUAUCAUCUAAUUCUAUUCCAUCAAGUUCAAUGGGGAACAUCAUUGAACAAGAACAUUCCGUCUUUACUGAAGGAAGGGCCUCACAGAGUCUCCAUUCAAAUUGGCAGAUUCCUUUUGAAGACAAUACAGGAGAAUUUCCUAAAUGGAGCUUUACUCAGUCGUUGAAUUUGGAAUUUGAAUCUGAUUAUUCCACUGAACUACUGGGAAAAGAAACUAAUAAUGCAAGUUCAGAAAUUGGUCCUGACCUAUUUUGUUUUAAUUUUGAACCAAAAGAGCAGUCUGUGCAGCAAAACUUGUCAAAGGAGCAUACACCUGCACAAUCUCAGGAUGCACUAAAAUCUGAGUAUGGAGUUCAUGGUGAACACAGUGCCAACUAUUCCUUGAACAUGAAGCAUGCUUUUAUGGAGGCAGAGAGCCUGAAGAAGGUUGAUAGCUUCUCUAGGUGGAUUUCUAAAGAACUUGCAGCGGUGGAUGAUCUGCACAUGCAGUCUUCCCCUGGUAUUUCAUGGGGCACGGAUGAAUGUGGGAAUGUGAUAGAUGAUACCUCAUUGAACCUGUCCCUGUCUCAAGACCAACUGUUUAGCAUACAUGAUUUUUCACCUAAAUGGGCUUAUGCUGGAUCAGAAAUUGAGGUGUUGAUUAUUGGAACAUUUUUGAAGAGUAAACCAGAGGUGGCAACAUGUAACUGGUCCUGUAUGUUUGGGGAAGUGGAAGUACCAGCUACGGUUUUAGCUAAUGGAAUUCUGUGCUGUCAAGCUCCACCUCAUGUGAUUGGACGGAUCCCUUUCUACGUAACCUUUUCGAAUAGAUUUGCUUGUAGUGAAGUUCGGGAAUUUGAGUUUAGAGAGGGCUUUACUAGGAAUGUAGAUUUGGCAGAUUUUUUUAACAGCUCAACUGAAAUGACGCUUCAUUUGCAACUGGAAGAGUUACUUACUUUGAAUUCAGUGCAUCUUUCCGAUCAAGUUUUUGAGGAUGAUAUGGAGAAAAGAAACUUGAUUCUUAAGCUUAUUUCAUUGAAAGAGGAAGAGGAAUAUUUGAGUAAUGAGGAGCCAACUGGAGACAUGAAUAUAUCAAAACACAGGAUGGAGGCGCAUAUAUUUCACAGGCAGGUUAAGGAGAAGCUGUACUCGUGGCUUCUUCACAAAGUAACUGAAACUGGUAAAGGGCCUCACGUGUUUGGUAAAGAUGGGCAAGGUGUAUUACAUUUAGUUGCUGCUCUUGGUUAUGAUUGGGCCAUAGCACCAAUUGUAACUUCUGGAGUUAAUAUAAACUUCCGUGAUGUGAAUGGAUGUACGGCUCUACACUGGGCUGCAUCCUGUGGCAGGGAGCGAACGGUUGUUCUCCUUGUCUCCAUGGGUGCCGCUGCUGGAGCAUUGACUGACCCAUGUACAGCAUUCCCUUCAGGAAGAACACCUGCAGAUAUUGCUUCUAGCUGUGGCCACAAAGGAAUUUCAGGUUUUCUUGCCGAGUCAUUAUUAACUAGCCACCUUGAAUCACUCACCGUGGAUGAUGUGAAUAAAGAUGGUGCAAAAGAAACUUUGGGAAUGAAAGCAGUACAGACGAUUUCAGAACGAAUUGCAACACCUGUGUUUAGUGGGGAUAUACCAGAUCCAGAUGCUAUCUGCCUUAAGGAUUCUCUCGAUGCUGUCCGGAAUGCUACACAAGCUGCUGAUAGAAUACAUCAAGUAUAUAGAAUGCAAUCAUUUCAAAGAAAGCAGUUAGCUCAGUAUGAAGGCGACGAUGAGUUUGGAUUGUCAGAUCAGCAAGCUCUUUCGGUUCUUGCCUCUAAGGCAUCCAAAUCUGGUCAUGGGGAUGGUUCAGUCAAUGCUGCUGCAAUACAAAUACAGAAAAAGUUCCGUGGCUGGACAAAGAGAAAAGAAUUCCUGUUCAUUCGUCAAAGAGUUGUUAAAAUUCAGGCUCAUGUAAGAGGUCACCAAGUAAGAAAGAAGUAUAAAUCAAUUAUCUGGUCUGUGGGCAUCCUGGAGAAGGUUGUAAUACGGUGGAGGCGCAAGGGCAGCGGUUUACGUGGAUUUCGACCAGAUGCUGUUAUUAAGGCCCCCAACCAACCAAGCAAUGAUCCUGUGAAGGAGGAUGAUUAUGAUUUUCUCAAGGAAGGGAGGAAACAGAGUGAAGAAAGGUUCCAAAAGGCCCUUUCAAGGGUUAAGUCCAUGGUUCAGUAUCCAGAGGCCCGGGCCCAGUACAGGCGACUGCUAAAUGUAGUAGACGAUUUCCGUCAAACCAAGCAGGCAUCUACUUCAAGUCCGAUAAGUUCGGAAGAGGCAGUUGAUGGUGUUGAGGAUUUGAUUGAUAUUGACAUGCUUUUCGAUGAUGAUAAUUUCUUACCUAUAGUAUUCGAUUGAUCAUUGGUGGUGGCUACUUCAAUCCUUUCUUCUGUUAAUAGAUGUCCCGUCAGUUUUAUUUUUGCACGGGAAACAUCUUACAUAGUGUAUAUAACUGCUUGGAUCCUAGGGUGUCAUGUUUGUACCAAAAGUUAGUUGGAUCCUAGGUUGGGUGGUAUAAAUAGAUUGUGAAAACUAGAAUAUCCAUUCAGGUUUGACAGUUAAAUACUGAAAUCUUGACAAGAUUUGAUUUUAUAUAUGUGGAUAUCUAUAUAUAACAUAGGGUUUGAAAAAGUUAUCAAUACAUCAUUUUGUAUUCUUAA